Aplysia californica (California sea hare) is the source of this 2081-nucleotide messenger RNA. RefSeq lists its product as uncharacterized. Bases 163 to 1944 code for a protein of 593 amino acids. NCBI's taxonomy places the organism in Eukaryota, Metazoa, Mollusca, Gastropoda, Aplysiida, Aplysiidae. The record is from RefSeq and is a predicted model, not a curated record. The transcript has 11 exons.
CGGAAGCUUUUAAAAACGAAAAUAAAUAAAUAACACUUUUCAAAGUACACAUUUUGAAAAAGGAUUUCGAAGCACGCAGUCUUUUGGCAUCACUUUUAUUGAAAUUUAUUGUUUUAUUCAUUUUCCGCUUCCAUAUGUGAUAACACAUUAUAUAGAGUAACCAUGAAACAAGAAGUUUAUGAUGCUGUUCUUGAAAUUCUGAGCAGGAAGCCGUCUUUCAAUGAGGGUAUCUUGGUACUGAGAAAAACCUAUCCGAACAUUGUGAAAACUGUUGGGGAAAAGACUCUAAGAAGUAUUCAAGCUCAAUACUAUGUGAGACGAAUGAGGCGUUUCCACUACCACCACUACCGCAGAGAGACAAGGGAGAAAUACUACAAACUAUACAAGGAAGCCAAGUCUAGAUCAGAGGAGCAUGUCAUUGCCAGAUUAGCCGCUAAGAAUGACAUUUCUCCAUGUUUGCUUGCAAGAAUUAUCCUGGAGGAGUACUACUUGAAUGAUGUAUACCAUGUGGGCAGAGAACGCGGGGAAGGCAGAAGUGCAUUGCCCCCUGGAGUUAUGACAGACUGUUUUCGAGACAUAGCAAAACUUCCAAAUCCAGAGUUGGCCGCAGAAAUAUAUGAGACGACUAUGCUGGACAAUUUUUAUGGUCCAGCUGUUGACAGUAUCAAAAAAACUUGUGGUGCUGAGUAUGAAAUCAUCUUACAGUCUCACUGUUUGAGAGCUGGUUUGUCCUUCAUAGAUGAAGACCAGAUGAGAGACGAAGGCUUUGACAAAACUCCAGACAUAAAACUGAAAAUUCCCAUAAUGAUCAACAAGCGUGUUGUCAACUGGAUAGAGAGCAAAGCAUCUUUCGGUGACCCAAUCAACCAUGAACAGUAUACCAUUGAUCAGUUCCUGCCAUAUAAGAACAGGUUUGGUUCUGGUGCUGUCAUCUAUUGGUUUGGUUUUGUGGACGAACUUGCGGAUAAUGGAGAGAGAGGCAUCCUAUUGUUGGACCAUUUUCCCAAAGCUGAAGAUAUCGUGCAGUUGAAAGAUGUGUUGGAAAAGAAACCGAAGUUUAAUUUUGAACAUACUUCAGAAACUGUUUGUGAACCAACAGCUUAUGAAGAGGAUGAGGAUGACAGAUUUUACAACUAUGUUGACCCUAUGUUUGAUUCUGAUUGUGAAUUCUAUGAUGAGGAAACAGGUGGUGAAAGUCUAUUAGCAAGAAAAGUCAGUAGUGUUAAUGAUGGUGGAUGUCAGGACUUUGACAAGGGCAGCGAUAGUUCAGGUAUUGUUGUAGAUGCCUGUGGUGUGACAGAAUCAGCUGAUGUAAGAGAAUUGUCUUUAGAUGAUCGCCUUCAGCACAGUGUUUCUUUUCCUUUAGCAGGCAUUGUUACUGAGGAUGCUGAUUCAACAUCCAGGUCAGAGAUGGCGCCAAAUAGUUGUGAACCGGAGUCUGCUUCAAAGACUUUGCCAAUGGGUCCUGAGCCAGUAUCUGACUCACAGAUAGUAUGUAAAAGCGCCGACCCGGUGUCUAACACUAACACAGAAACUGUACAUAAUAAUGUUACCGAGAGUGCUGAAUCCAUUUCUAGCUCAGAGACCUGUGAUAAGACUGUAGAAUCGCAGUGUGAAUGUGAAAGGAGCAUGUGCUAUCAGGAAUCAGCUCAAAUAAUGUCUAGUGGAAUUGCAAAUUGUUGUCACAAAGAGAUUCAAGAAGGUCAGGAUCUUGACUCAUGUCAAAACUCAAAAACAACUGUCUCUUCCCAAAAUCCUGUUCCCUCUUUAGUCUCAGCAUCACAGUCGCCGUGUUAUACAGUGCAGCAGGAAAGUGACUGUCCUGGCCAGUUACAAAGAGCAGAAGCCUACAAAAUUGACACUUCUAAUUUGCCUAGUCAGGCAAGCGCUAGUGCUGGCCAAGGAAAGAGGAAAAACAAGAAGGGUAGAAAGAAGAAACGGUAGUCAGGAUACUGUAGUAACAAACAUAACAUGAAUUUGAAAUAAUUUAUAGAACAUUGUUUGAGAGUUUAGCAAUGUUACCACCAUGAGCAAGUGUGUACGAUCCAGUGAAUAAAUUUAUCAAUCUUGCUUUGUGUAAA